Molecule: messenger RNA, 1252 nt
Organism: Plodia interpunctella (Indianmeal moth)
Lineage: Eukaryota; Metazoa; Arthropoda; Insecta; Lepidoptera; Pyralidae
Gene: Prx4
Product: Peroxiredoxin 4
Exons: 4
Coding region: 105-848 (247 amino acids)
Biological process (GO): cell redox homeostasis; response to oxidative stress; hydrogen peroxide catabolic process
Cellular component (GO): cytosol; endoplasmic reticulum
Molecular function (GO): thioredoxin peroxidase activity
Source: RefSeq, a predicted model, not a curated record
AAACUGAUAAAAAAAAUCAAAGCAACAAGCGUUUAGUGUAGGUACGUUUACGUGGGGCAUUAUUUUGUGACUUAUUUUAAUCACUCGUUGAUAAGUUUGAAAAUAUGGAGUUCAUAUUUAGAUCCAUUAUAAUGUUACUCUGUUUAAGUAGAUAUUGUCAUUCAUCUUAUUUUGAAAGUGACUCUUGUUAUUCAUUUGGAAGUGGUAAUGUAUUUCCUGGUGGUGCUCGAAAAGUUGAUCAUAAGUUACAAUUUACAAAAGCUGUAAUAUCAAAACCGGCACCAGAAUGGGAGGCUACCGCUGUUAUCAAUGGAGAAUUUACUCAACUAUCUUUGUCCAGUUUUAAGGGGAAAUAUUUGGUUUUCUUCUUCUAUCCUUUAGAUUUCACAUUUGUAUGCCCUACGGAAAUAUUAGCAUUUUCGGAAAGAAUAGAAGAGUUUAAGAAAAUAAAUACAGAGGUAGUGGCUUGCUCAGUAGACUCACAUUUCACUCAUUUGGCAUGGAUCAACACUCCUCGCAAGGAAGGUGGACUGGGAAAAAUUAACAUUCCUCUCUUAAGUGAUUUAUCACAUUCAAUAGCAAAGGAUUAUGGUGUAUACUUAGAAGACCUAGGACAUACAUUAAGAGGACUAUUUAUUAUUGAUGAUAAAGGUAUCUUGAGACAAAUCACUAUGAAUGAUUUACCGGUGGGCAGAUCUGUGGAUGAAACUCUUAGACUGGUACAAGCUUUUCAAUAUACUGACAAACAUGGUGAAGUGUGUCCUGCAGGAUGGAAACCUGGACAAGAUACUAUCAUACCGAAUCCUGCGGAAAAGAAGAAAUAUUUUGAAAAAGUGUCCAAAAAUUAACAUUUUAAACACUUUCUUUUAGAAGUGGUGAAAUGAAAAAUAAUUUUUGAACAAUUGAAAUACAUUAACUUGAUCUACCUACUACAAUUAGCUACUUUAUUAUGAAAUAAGGUCAAUUUCUUUUUUCAAUUCUAGUCUUAUUAUUCUCUUGGAAUAUGUUUUCUACAUCACUCAAAUAACCAAUAUUAAUUGGAUAAUGCUGACCGUUUAUAAUUAUAAAAUGCCAGUAUUAUUUAAUUUUAUACUUUUCUAAAAUGGCAUGUUAAAAUAAAUUUCUACCUAUUAGAUCAUGAUGGUUAACACUGAUGGUUAAAUUAUAUAAGACUAAUAAAUACCAUAGUAUAUGAUGUACCUAUUUAAAGUUUUAUAACAAUCUAAUAAAUAUUUUUUUAAAUUCAUAAUAA